AUGAUCCAACAUGUUCUUGAGCGCAGUGAAACUGUGAAAGACUUAGGUAUCUACUUUGAUCAACAUCUAACCUUUAAUGAGCAUAUCAAUCAAAUCAUAUCAAGUGCUUACCGAACCUAUGGCUUCAUUAUCAGGAAUUGUAAAUCUUUUGACGUUUUGACUUUGCAGACAUUAUACUUUAGCUUGGUUAGGUAUAAGCUUGAAUAUGGAUCUUUGAUAUGGAGUCUGAUUUACAAGCAGUAUAUUGAUGUUGUUGAUAAACUUCAAAAGAAAUUUUUAAAAUUUUUAUGUUUUAAGAUCGAUGGCAUAUAUCCUACUAGAGGUACAGAAUACAACAUCCUUCUUCAUAAAUUUGGCAUUCAAUCCUUAGAACAACGGCGAAAUAAGGAAACAUAA
Molecule: messenger RNA, 396 nt
Organism: Acanthoscelides obtectus
Lineage: Eukaryota; Metazoa; Arthropoda; Insecta; Coleoptera; Chrysomelidae
Source: the annotation of a GenBank genome assembly